Eriocheir sinensis (Chinese mitten crab) is the source of this 2370-nucleotide messenger RNA. RefSeq lists its product as uncharacterized. Gene Ontology annotation, cellular component: neuron projection; synapse; membrane. Gene Ontology annotation, biological process: nervous system process; monoatomic ion transmembrane transport; chemical synaptic transmission. The record is from RefSeq and is a predicted model, not a curated record. Bases 404 to 2218 code for a protein of 604 amino acids. Gene Ontology annotation, molecular function: protein binding; extracellular ligand-gated monoatomic ion channel activity; transmembrane signaling receptor activity. NCBI's taxonomy places the organism in Eukaryota, Metazoa, Arthropoda, Malacostraca, Decapoda, Varunidae. The transcript is spliced from 2 exons.
ACUAAAAACAACAUAAUGUUUCACUCCACAAGCAACCCCUUCACAGGUCGUGGCCUACAUACGGGAGCGGGAGACAGAAGUAUUGAGGAAAGAAUACAUUGAGAACUCUAUCAAGGAUGACAUCGCACCAGGUUUCUGUUUAGGAUCGGUAGCCGAAGGACACACAUCCUUUGGGGGCACGGUCCUGGCAGUCUCCCUCACCCCUUUAGCGAUCGAUGAGGAAGGCUCCGGGCCCUUCAACGCCACCAACUGCAACAGUUUCGUGCCAUUGGGCGACGUUUUGAAUUUUGAUUCUUCGUGGAACGUUUCAGGGCAAGCAAAAUUUAUUACCUACGAGAGUAAGAAACUUUGCAAUGAUCUUUACACCCACGUGGCCCUCAGGUUCGUGGGAGGCUUCGGCACGAUGCUGAGGCAGUGCCACCUCCUGGGAGGAAGGUUCCCUCUGGAGAGCGAGAUUGAAACAGGAACGGUGAAUGUGUUCUCUAUGGUCUCAGAAUUUUGCAGUACGAACAACACGUUUCUGUCCUGGCUGGGGAUGGAACGCAACUCUAACGAGGAGCUGUGGUCCAAGUGCUCCGUCCUGCUCCUGGACGGCCGCAUCGUGGAGCGGCACUGCAUCAGUGAGCUGGAGUGCAGCGUGUGCCUGGUGCCGUCGCUGCUGCGGUUUAUGCUUUACGGACCGAUCCGCUUUAUGGACCGCGAGUACUUCCUGCGGGUAUCACCUGACGGCACGUUGUACUUGAAAGGUAGCUCCUCACAAAUUCGCAAGAUUGGAGAUUACUGGAUAAUAUUCUCCACCCUUCACGGGCAGGUUUUGAGGCUUGAUGGCUCUCCCCUUCCCAUUGGCCGCAAGCUGUGGAACGUAACAGACGGCGAAAAGAACCUCACCUUAACUCCUUGUGCUAUUGCUCAGUUUUCCUGCGACAACGGCCUAUGCAUUCCUCGCAUCCAGAAGUGUGACGGCUUGGAGCAGUGUCCGGACGCCAGUGACGAGAAAUACUGUAAUCUGAUGGAGCGCGCGAGCGGCUACAACAAGUACGUCAGCCCUAUCAAGAGUAAGAACAACAACCAUGUAAGUGGUACCGAAAAUUACGACAAACUCAUCUUCUUGAUCGGUGUUCACUCGCUGGGCCCCAUCACAACCCUGGACGGCAAGGUGACCAUUGAGAUGAGCUUCACCUUUGAGUGGUAUGAGGACCGCAUGAGGUACUGGGAGCUGACGGAGGAGCGCAACUUCUUGGACUGUUCCGACAUCUGGGCGCCCGAGCUCGCGGUGAUGGCCGGCUUCAAGGAGGGAAUGAGCUACGACCUCCACGUCUAUCAUGCCAGUUGCUACGUGCAGAAGAUGACGGGGCGCCUUCAACACCAGGACAUGGAGGAUCCCAACAUGGGUUUGUCUGCCUGUCUUUCUAUCUGUCUAUAUGUCUCUCUGUCUGUCUGUGUUUAUGCUGAUGUGUAUGACUUUAUGUUCGCCACAGGACGGUACUCCGACGGGUGGGAGCAGCCGUUGCGCUACGAGAUGAAGUUCCGCACCACAAUUCCAUGUAACUUCCGGCUGCACCGCUACCCCUUCGGCUCGCACACGUGUCCCGGCACCUUCUACGUCCUCAACGGCGGGCAGCUGCAGAGCAUGGUGUUCCGCUCCGCUCAGGCCAGCAAGCACGUCAACUACACCGGGAAACACGACCUAAGAGAAUACAAGCUCCUCCGCAUCACCUACGACUACGACGACGAAUUCAUAGUGCUACGACUCCACCUGAAGAGCCUGUACGACUACCAUCUCAUGAAUAGCUUCCUCCCGAGCGCCAUAGUGUUCAUGAUCUCGCUAACGACGCUCUUCUUCCCCGUCCGAGACUUCAAUGAGAGAAUUAUGGUUUCCCUGACGGUACUUGUGGUCUUGGCGGCGCUGUUCACGCAAGCCAGCAGCGCCUCGGUCAAGACUCCGUACUUCAAGCUCCUGGACGUCUGGUAUACGGCUCUUGUGGCUCUGUGCUUCUUCGUGGUGGUGGUCAACGCCGCCAUCCACCACAUCAUCAACAGGAAGGACUUUACAGCACCAGUCGCGGCCCCGAAAUUCCUCAUAGCGGCGUACCCGAGACAAGAAGAGAAGAACAUGAAACUCGCCCUGAAGUUCAAUUACUAUGCCAUUAUUACUAUGAUCAGUAUGUUUCUCGUGCUGGUGUUCACGUAUGUUAUGGUUGGCGCUGAUAUUAUUUAAGGAUGCCUAUUCACACACUCAUAUAGGUGUUGUCUAAGGUAUUGCAUGUAAGUGUUGCCAAGUGUUGCGUACGGGAAAUGCGUGUUGCCUAUAAAGUGUUGCCUGUGUUGAGUUGAGUUGCGGUCCGCCUCUUCACUCUUCAUCAUAAGCCA